Plectropomus leopardus (leopard coralgrouper) is the source of this 2008-nucleotide messenger RNA. It is a transcript of the gene gdap1, whose product is annotated as ganglioside induced differentiation associated protein 1. NCBI's taxonomy places the organism in Eukaryota, Metazoa, Chordata, Actinopteri, Perciformes, Serranidae. The record is from RefSeq and is a predicted model, not a curated record. Gene Ontology annotation, biological process: mitochondrial fission; mitochondrial fusion. Gene Ontology annotation, cellular component: mitochondrial outer membrane.
AUUAUUGUUCCACUCCGAGCCAGUAGGGGAGGUGUUUUGCUGACUGCGAUGUGGUGUGCUGACCUAAUGUGUCCCCUAACAUACUAACAGAUAAAAUGGCGUCCGAAAACAGCCCCGAAUCCCAAGAUGAGAAAACAGCUCUUAUAGAAAGAGACCCAGAACAAGAUGAACAGCAGGAAUGUGGCACAGUCGCAGAACAAAGCGAGUCAAAAUUAACACUUUAUCACUGGACGCAGUCUUUUAACUCUCAGAAGGUGCGUCUGGCCAUGGCAGAGAAGGGUUUGAAGUGUAAAGAGUAUGAUGUGAGCCUGCCGCUUAGUGAACACAAUGAGCCCUGGUUCAUGCACCUGAACCCCAAUGGUGAGGUGCCAGUUCUCGUCCACAAUGAAAACGUCAUCUGUGACCCAAUACAGAUCAUGGACUACCUGGAGCAGAGUUUCAAUGAUGGCACUCCCAGGCUCAUCCCUGAAGAGGGCAGUACAUACUAUCACAGAGUGCAGCACUACAGAGAGCUGCUGGACUCACUACAGAUGGACGCCUACACUCAUGGCUGCAUCCUCCACCCUGAGAUCACGGUGGACUCCCACAUACCUGCAUAUGCUGCCACGUGUAUACGAACACAGAUCGGGAGCACGCAGUCUGAGCUGAAGAAACUGGCAGAGCAGAACCCAGAGCUGAAAGAUGCCUACAUAGCAAAACAGAGACGCUUGAAAUCUAAGUUGUUUGACCAUGACAAUAUGAAGUACCUGAAGAAACUUCUGGAUGAACUGGAGAGCGUGAUGGACCAGGUCGAGACAGAGCUACAGAGGAGAGUGGAAGAAACACCAGAGGAAGGCAGUCCAUCCUGGCUGUGUGGGGACUUCUUCAGCAUGGCCGACGUCUCUCUGGCAGUCACCUUACACCGCCUCAAGUUCCUCGGGCUCUCGCGCCGCUUCUGGGGCAACGGUAACCGUGUGAACCUGGAGACAUACUACAACCGUGUGGUGGAACGCCCAGCUUUUAGGAGAGUCCUGGGUCAUGUCAACAACAUCCUGAUCUCUGCUGUCCUUCCUGUGGCGUUUCGUGUUGCCAGGAAGAACGCACCGGUUAUUCUUGGCACCACUCUGUUGAUAGGCGUUCUAGGAGGAGCUACAUACCUAGCUUUUCUUUACAUGAAGAAGAGGCUGGCUGUCUCCUUCUGAGGGAGCCAGCGGGCGUUGGAGUUGCUUUGGGACUGAUUUGGGGACUGGGAGGUAGAUAAACACUGAAAAAAAAAUGUGUUGAGUUAAAGUACAGAGAAAAAUUUGAUCAUUCAACAAACAUUACUGAUAUAUAAUUGAAACAAAUCUUAAUUGUCUUGUUUUCUGUGCUGCUGGUUGCGCAAAAUGCACUUUUAGUCAUCAUCAGUAUGUGACUGAUACAUUAUGCACCAAAGGAUCAUACUGGUAGUUUUACAUGUUUUUGCCAUUUCUUAUAAAUCACAUACAUCAUAUCUUAUGUGGCUUUGUAGAUCUAUUUAUUAAAGGUACUCUAUACAACAUUCACAACACUGAUAAAGCGGCAAACAGCUAUUUGCUUUGUAGAGGUAGAGUGGAGUAAGGGCAUCCUGAGCAGAGAAUGGAUUCACUCUACCUCUCUGUAUGCUGUAAUCUGAGCUUUUCUGUUUGUUAUUGUGGUAGCCUGUCCGGCAAUGUGUGCAUGUUCGUGCAUAUGAGUCGCUGUGUGAGUAUCCUACUGGCAAGCUAAUCGCCACAGCUCUGCACUGCACGCAUACGGCAUUUACCACUGAUAACACCUGUAAUAGCCCGACUCUGAGACCAUAACAAGAAAGGGAAACACACCUGAGGGAUAAACUAAAACAAAGGAAUUUUGUUUAACCAAGGUUAAAUUUUAACUUAUGUAACAAUUUUGAAGUUUCUAACAGAUACUGGCAGGAAAAUAUGCUACCAGGUAAACUAGCAUGAUGCAAAAAUAAACAAGGCUAAACACAAAAGCAAAAGAAUUAACUUGAUAUCUAUAUAUAUAUAUA